AUGUUGGUCCCCGCCCUCCUCGUCCUCCUCUUCUGCCUCCGAGGGCAUGCAGGUCUGUCGCCCCAUUUUCUGCAACAACCAGAUGACUUGGUGGCACUGCUGGGAGAUGAGGCCCGGCUGCCCUGUGCCCUGGGCGAAUACUGGGGGCUGGUUCAGUGGACUAAGGAUGGGCUGGCUCUAGGGGGCGAAAGGGACCUGCCAGGGUGGUCCCGGUACUGGAUUUCAGGGAAUGCAGCCAGCGGCCAGCACGAUCUUUACAUUAGGCCUGUGGAGCUAGAGGAUCAAGCUUCAUAUGAGUGCCAGGCCACACAAGCAGGCCUCCGCUCUCGACCAGCCCAAUUGCAUGUGCUGGUGCCCCCAGAAGCCCCCCAGGUGCUGGGCGGCCCCUUUGUGUCUCUGGUGGCUGGAAUUCCUGCGAAUCUGACCUGUCGGAGCCGUGGGGAUGCCCGCCCCACCCCUGAGCUGCUGUGGUUCCGAGAUGGGAUCCGACUGGAUGGGACCACCUUCCGCCAGACCCUGCUGAAGGAAGGAACCACUGGGUCAGUGGAGAGCAUCUUAUCCUUGACUCCUUCCAGCCAUGAUGAUGGAGCCACCUUGGUCUGUCGGGCCAGGAGCCAGGCCCUGCCAUCGGGGAAGGAUACAGCUAUCACACUGAGCCUGCAGUACCCCCCAGUGGUGACUCUGUCUGCAGAACCACAGACUGUGCUGGAGGGAGAGAAGGUCACUUUCCUGUGCCAGGCCACAGCUCAACCUCCUGUCACUGGCUAUAGGUGGGCAAAGGGAGGCUCCCCAGUGCUCGGGGCCCGCGGGCCAAUGUUGGAGGUCGUGGCAGAUGCCUCAUUCCUGACUGAGCCCGUGUCCUGCGAGGUCAGCAACGCUGUGGGUAGCGCCAACCGCAGCACCGCGCUCGACGUGCAGUUCGGGCCAAUUCUGCAGGCAAGGCCAGAGCCCAUGUCAGUAGACGUAGGGGAAGACGCUUCCUUCAGCUGCGCCUGGCGCGGGAACCCGCUCCCACGGGUAACUUGGACCCGCAGCGGGGACGCACAGGUGCUGGGGUCCGGGACCACGCUGCGUCUUCCGUCGGUGGGGCCCGAAGAUGCAGGCGACUACAUAUGCAGGGCUGAGCCGGGGCUCUCGGGCCUGGGGGGCGGCGCAGCGGAGGCUAGGCUGACUGUGAACGCUCCCCCAGUUGUGACCGCCCUGCAUUCUGCGCCCGCCUUCUUGAGGGGCCCCGCCCGCCUCCAGUGUCUAGUCUUCGCAUCCCCAGCUCCAGAUGCUGUGGUCUGGUCGUGGGAUGAGGGCUUUCUCGAGGCAGGGUCACAGGGUCGGUUCCUGGUGGAGACAUUCCCAGUUCCAGAAGGCCGCGGAGGACAGGGCCCAGCCCUGAUCUCUGUGCUACACAUUUCGGGAACCCAGGAAUCCGAUUUUAGCCGGGGUUUCAACUGCAGUGCCAGGAACCGGUUGGGUGAGGGAGGCACCCAGGUCAGCCUGGGACGUAGAGACUUGCUGCCCACUGUCCGGAUUGUGGCUGGAGUGGCUUCUGCAGCCAUGACUCUUCUUAUGGUCAUCAUCGGGGUGACCCUCUGCUGCUGGCGCCAUGGCAAGGCCUCAGCCUCUUUCUCCAAGCAAAAGAACCUGGUGCGAAUCCCAGGGAGCAGUGACGGUUCCAGUUCUCGGGGCCCUGAGGAGGAGGAGACAGGCAGUGGCGAGGACCGGGGACCCAUUGUGCACACGGACCACAGUGACUUGGUUCUGGAUGAGGAGGGGGCUCUGGAGACCAAGGAUCCAACCAAUGGUUACUACAAGGUCCGAGGAGUCAGUCCACCCACGUCUCCAGACUCAUGUAUGACAGCUCUCCAAAUGAAGAGUCCUGGAAUCUUCAACUUGCCAUAAUGGAUUGUCCUGAUUUCUGAGGAACCAGAAAGUUGGUGACCUUCCUCCUCCAAAACUGAACAUUGAUGGGAGAGAAAGAUCAUACAAUUGUCUGACUUACUGGUGUAUCGUCAGGUCAGCCAAAGAAGCUGCCCCAAAAGGAGCAAGAUGGCCACUUGACCAACUAUUUCCCCUGUGUAAAAGGGAUUCAAGAUGGCAGAUGGGCUCUUUGUAAAGGGAUGGGGA
This is a messenger RNA of Neogale vison (American mink), 2118 nucleotides long. RefSeq names its product kirre like nephrin family adhesion molecule 2 (gene KIRREL2). Gene Ontology annotation, biological process: cell-cell adhesion. Bases 1 to 1893 code for a protein of 630 amino acids. The transcript is spliced from 16 exons. The record is from RefSeq and is a predicted model, not a curated record. Gene Ontology annotation, cellular component: cell-cell junction. NCBI's taxonomy places the organism in Eukaryota, Metazoa, Chordata, Mammalia, Carnivora, Mustelidae. Gene Ontology annotation, molecular function: cell adhesion molecule binding.